UCGUGGAAACAGGGUCCCACACGUCAUCAUCUCGAACCACCUGUGAUACCUUGUUCAUUGUCUCUGUCCCAUCCCUCAUCACCCACAUCUGGUCCCUGCAAACAUGCCUAUUCCCGAGUCCGAGUAUUUGAGUCCGGUCUGGAAGGACGGCAUCUUUAACAACAGAGUCGCCUUUGUCACCGGCGGCGCUGGAAGCAUUUGCAGCGCUCAAACUCGUGCUCUUGUCCGCCUAGGAGCAAAUGCCUGCAUUAUCGGCCGCAAUGUCGAGAAGACAGAGUCCAUGGCGAAGGACAUAGCCACAGCUAGGCCCGGUGCAAAGGUCAUCGGUAUUGGCGGUUGUGAUGUGAGAAAUCCCCAAAGUCUGCAAGACGCCGCAGAUCGAUGCGCCAAGGAGCUCGGCGGCAUCGACUUUGUCAUUGCGGGAGCUGCUGGCAACUUCAUCGCACCCUUGUCCGGCAUGAGCCCCAAUGCAUUCAAGGCGGUCAUCGAUAUUGAUGUCUUGGGCACUUUCAACACUGUGAAGGCUACCAUUCCCUACCUGGUAGAGUCGGCAAAGAAGAACCCAACGCCCAGCCAAAACGGCCUGACCGGAGGCCGCAUCAUUUUCGUCUCUGCCACAUUCCACUGGACAGGUAUGCCGCUGCAAGCACAUGUCUCAGCCGCCAAAGCAGCUGUCGAUGCUCUCAUGGCAUCGGUUACGUUGGAGUAUGGCCCGUUCGGAGUCACGAGCAAUGUGAUUGCCCCCGGGCCGAUCAAGGAUACGGAGGGCAUGCAACGGCUGUCCAGUAGCAAGCAGGACCAGGCCAAGGCCAACGCGGUUGUGCCGCAGGGUCGGUGGGGCGUCAUCCGGGACAUUGCCGAUUCCACCGUCUACCUCUUCAGCGACGCCGGUAGCUUCGUCAACGGUCAGGCAAUCCCUGUUGACGGCGGUGCCUGGAGACGCCAGGGUGCGCUAGCGGUUGGAACAGACGACGACAUGCAAUACCCGGAUUUCCUUCUGAAGGGAGAAAUCUCAAAGCACGUAAAGAGCGGCCGAAAGACGGAGUCGAAGUUGUAAUCGACAUCGAGACAUCGGCCGUGGUGGGGUCGGAAGGAUCACCUCCAGCAAGUCCGCGGACAAAGGAAUCCCAUCGACCGGGGGUGGAGAGAUUGUAAGUUGACAUCGCAAGGGCGUGGCUGUUGACCCGCCCAGAGCUUGUUAGAUAUAUCAAAGAACCGCAGGAAAUGACACUAUAUUGAACGAACCAACAAUCGUUUAUCGAAAUAUCUAGGAU
Molecule: messenger RNA, 1274 nt
Organism: Colletotrichum acutatum
Lineage: Eukaryota; Fungi; Ascomycota; Sordariomycetes; Glomerellales; Glomerellaceae
Product: short-chain dehydrogenase
Exons: 4
Coding region: 104-1057 (317 amino acids)
Biological process (GO): fatty acid catabolic process
Cellular component (GO): peroxisome
Molecular function (GO): 2,4-dienoyl-CoA reductase (NADPH) activity
Source: RefSeq, a predicted model, not a curated record